AUGAAUGCAACCAAUCUAAUGAUAGAAAACCCCUUUCAAAUAUUGGAAGAGCUGAUUAAAAGUAAAAAUCUUGCCAAUCCAAUCGAUGUUCAUUUACAAAUGUCCAAAUGCUACGAAGAACAUUUCGGAUCUGACGAAAUGUUUAAAAUUAUUCCUUCUUUAAAUCCAAUGUCAACCCCAAAUACUCUGGUCAAAUAUAGAGGCAUCAUACAAGAUGUACAUAAUACUGAAUUAGUAACAGCAAAUUAUUUGUAUAGAGAAGCAGGGUAUGAUGACAAUAAUUUUUUCAACGACAAUGUGAUGAUUGAAAGAGAAUUAUUCUAUUGCAUUCCGAUACCAGGGGAGGCAAAGUGGUCACGAACUUCAUUCUACCCUAAUAACACCAACAAAAACGAAGAAGUGAACAAAUCAACACUCAAAAAAUCAACAGUACAAAACACAAAAAGGAAAAGAAAUGAUGAAGAUUCAGAAGGUGAAUCAGAUGACAUGUCAGAUGAGCUGGAAUUGGAAACAAAGAAAAAAAGACAACUUCAUGAAAAUAUUUCUACUUCUGAUAAGAGAUCUGUUGUUUCUGAUAGAGAUGAGAUGUUGGACUUCCCCAUCAAAGGAGAAGAUGGUCUCGCUUGUCUUAUUAAACUAUAUGGAGAAGACUUUGGAUUCAAAAAUACUGAACUUGUAGAUUUUGUAGGAAUUUUAACAUUUGAGUCACCUAACAAAAUGUGUACAGAUGAAGAGGAGGAAUUUUGCAAUUUUAGACCCGAAGCAACUCUUGUCCCACGAUUACAUGUCUUGUUCUUUAAAAAAUACAAAUCUGUGUUUGAUGUUGUAACAAUUACUAAUUCGGAGUAUUCAUGGGAUAUUGUCAGAAAUCAGUUAUUGGAAUAUUUAACUUUAGCUUUUGGAGGUGAUUGUCUGGUUGCAGAACUUUUAUUGUACAAUCUUAUUAGCAGAGUGUAA
Molecule: messenger RNA, 957 nt
Organism: Naegleria gruberi
Lineage: Eukaryota; Heterolobosea; Eutetramitea; Acrasida; Naegleriidae
Exons: 1
Coding region: 1-957 (318 amino acids)
Biological process (GO): DNA-templated DNA replication
Molecular function (GO): chromatin binding
Source: RefSeq, a predicted model, not a curated record